Gigantopelta aegis is the source of this 1068-nucleotide messenger RNA. Its product is annotated as purine nucleoside phosphorylase-like. Gene Ontology annotation, biological process: nucleoside metabolic process. Bases 1 to 1068 code for a protein of 355 amino acids. The record is from RefSeq and is a predicted model, not a curated record. The transcript is spliced from 7 exons. Gene Ontology annotation, cellular component: cytoplasm. Gene Ontology annotation, molecular function: purine-nucleoside phosphorylase activity. NCBI's taxonomy places the organism in Eukaryota, Metazoa, Mollusca, Gastropoda, Neomphalida, Peltospiridae.
AUGUCCACUUCUACAGCUGAACCGCUCAUAGUUGUUGAUCUGGAAACAUUUGGUUGUGUUUUACGAAGUGAAUCUCGGACAGGUCUUUGUCGUAUUGAGAUUUAUAAAGAUGAAGAUGACGUUCCUCGCAAGAACCCUUCCAAAAUUAUCAGCGUGGAACAAGUCUCUAACCUUCAAACAAACUUAGAAAGGAAGGACAUCACACUGUGUAUGUUUGGUGAGACCGUGACAUUUGGAUGUACUUCGCGCGCUGAUCUUGAUGACUGGACUACUCUCCGACCUACGCUAGGUAUAAUAUGUGGCUCUGGAUUAGGUGGUAUUGCUGAUGAACUAGAAUCAGCACAAGUUAUACCUUAUCAUGAAAUAGAUGGUUUCCCUGAAUGUACUGUCCCUGGUCACGCUGGUAAUUUAGUGUUUGGUCUGUUAUCAGGAGUACGUACCAUCUGUAUGCAAGGAAGACUGCAUUUGUACGAGGGUCAUCCUGCUUGGCUGGUUACUAUGCCAAUUCGAAUGAUGAAGUUGUUAGGUGUUAAAACCUUGAUUGUAACUAAUGCAGCUGGUGGACUUAAUGAUACUUUUACUAGAGGAGAUAUCAUGAUUGUUAAAGAUCAUAUUAACUUAGCAGGAAUGGCUGGUUUGAAUCCUCUAGUAGGACCAAAUGAAGAGAAAUUUGGUCCUCGUUUUCCUAACAUGACUACAGCUUAUGAUCGAGACUUAAGAAAACUUGCCCGUGAGACGGCAAUUGAACUUGGUUUCACAGAUCAUCUCAAAGAAGGUGUCUAUCUUCAUUUAAGUGGGCCAAACUAUGAGACACCAUCAGAGUCUAGAUUUUUACGCAUGUGUGGCGCUGAUGCUGUGGGUAUGAGUACAGCACCUGAAGUUGUUGUAGCAAGACAUGCUGAGAUGAAGAUAUUAGGCAUUUCCUUAAUUACCAAUAUGGUAAUUACUGAGAAUGAUUCUGAUAAAACUCCUCCUGAUCACAAGGAAGUGAUGGAGACAGCGACUAUGAGAGCUAAAAAUCUUCAGUUGCUUGUUAAAACUAUUGCCGGAAGAUUACAAGACCAAUAA